AUGUCAGAAGGUGCACAUCCAUCCGCUGACGAAGAUGUCGAGGAUUUUAAAGAACAAGAUCGAUUCCUUCCAAUUGCAAAUGUCGCACGGAUAAUGAAACGUGCACUACCAGAUAAUGCCAAAAUCGCAAAAGAAGCAAAAGAAUGCGUGCAAGAAUGUGUUUCAGAAUUUAUUUCUUUCAUAACGAGCGAAUAUCCUUUUAUAAAGUUUAUAAGCAAUGAUCCAUUUAAGCUAUGUUCGAGAAAAGAAAAACGAUCAACGGUGAAGACAUUUUAUGGGCUAUGCAAUCAUUAG
Dentiscutata erythropus is the source of this 294-nucleotide messenger RNA. The record is from the annotation of a GenBank genome assembly. Lineage: Eukaryota; Fungi; Glomeromycota; Glomeromycetes; Diversisporales; Gigasporaceae.